AUGAAAGAGGGAAAUGUGGCGUUCGUUAAAAACAAGUGUAAAUUUACUAAUUGCUUCGUAACAAAUGACAGCGAAUACUUCUUGAACGAGUUGGAUUUCGAUGCUAUCGCUUUCAAUGGCCGAGACAUGCAUCUUAAAUUGUCUCAAAUGCCACAGCACCGAAACCCAAGACAAAAAUACAUUUUCGGUGCAAUGGAAUCAGCGGAUAACUUCCCAGUUUGCGACGAGCGCUUCGAUGAUUUUUUCAACUGGACGUGGACUUACAAACUCGACUCGGACUUUCGUUGGGGAUACAUAACAGUCUACGAUCUGAACGGUACUGUGGUCGGUCCCACAGUCGACAUGAAGUGGAAGAGUGAAAUGAAACCGAUCAGUAAAGAUUUGAAAGUGAAAUUGUUGAGCAAAACUAAAGCCGCGGCAUGGUUCGUGUCGCACUGCACGACAAAAAGUGGAAGAGAACACUUCGUUGACGAAGUUCAGAGGGAAUUAGAACCGUACGGCUGGAAGGUUGAUGUGUAUGGGCGGUGUGGCACAUUUGAGUGCCCUAAAUCAAGUAGUGAAUUCUGUAACGAUCUCAUUAAAAAGAAUUAUUUUUUUUACUUCUCCCUCGAGAACUCUUUUGCUGAAGAUUACGUGACUGAAAAACUUUUGAAUGCGUUGCAAAAUUACGCUGUUCCUGUCGUGUACGGUGCCGCUAAUUACUCCAGGUAUUUAUAA
Messenger RNA from Melitaea cinxia (Glanville fritillary), 717 nucleotides. RefSeq names its product alpha-(1,3)-fucosyltransferase C-like. Gene Ontology annotation, cellular component: membrane. Gene Ontology annotation, molecular function: alpha-(1->3)-fucosyltransferase activity. Lineage: Eukaryota; Metazoa; Arthropoda; Insecta; Lepidoptera; Nymphalidae. The record is from RefSeq and is a predicted model, not a curated record. Bases 1 to 717 code for a protein of 238 amino acids. The transcript has a single exon.